CAACGGAGCUCUGUUUGCAAAUAUGAGACCAGCGUUUCGAAACGCUUACUUGACAGUCUCUCGCUCCUUAAACCCUAAUCCAAAGUUCCCCUACACGCUCUCCUUUCUCCAUACAUUCCCCACCAUAUCCACCUCUCAAUCACCGACGUUUAUCAACUCUCGGAUCGGGAGAGAAACGUUUCGUUCGCUUUCUUCGACUCUCUGCUCCUCCUCGAUGGCGGGCGGUGAAGCCCACGCGCCCCACUCUUCUGCUUCUCUGGAGAAGCAGUUUGAGGACUUCCACGUUCAGCUCGAAGAGUCUGGAAGCCUGCGCGACCGCAUUCGAGCUGUGGUGAUGGAGAUCGAGUCCACCACAAGGCUCAUGCAUGCCACUCUCCUUCUGGUUCACCAGUCUCGCCCAACUCCUGAGCUUUUAGAGAAGCCCAAGGCUCAGAUUGGUGUACUAAAGGAGCUUUACAAUCGACUUGCUGUGGUUCUCCGUGAAUGUCCCGGGCAGUACUACAGGUACCAUGGUGAUUGGAGGAGUGAGACACAGACGGUGGUUUCCUUGCUUGCUUUCAUGCACUGGUUGGAAACAGGAAUUCUUCUUAUGCACUCUGAAGCUGAGGAUAAACUUGGGCUGAACAAUUCGGAGUUUGGUCUCGAUAUUGAAGACUAUCUUAUUGGUAUUUGUUUCAUGUCCAAUGAGUUGCCAAGGUAUGUUGUGAACCAAGUGACAGCGGGAGACUAUGAUUGCCCAAGAAAGGUGUUGAAGUUCAUAACGGAUCUUCAUGCGGCCUUUCGAAUGCUUAAUCUCCGAAAUGAUUUUUUGCGCAAGAAAUUUGAUGGUAUGAAGUAUGACCUAAAAAGAGUUGAAGAAAUUCACUAUGAUGUUAAGAUCCGAGGGUUGACAGCCCAGGGUGAUUCAAUUGGAGAAAAAGAAAUUCAAGGGCAAUCCUAGGGUACAGAAGUUAUGUACUGAGUUGCCUCUGUACGUCUUGAGUAUUUAACAAGUUAGUGAGUUUGCUUCUGACAGAUUUAGAUGGCACAAGAGGUUUCUUUGCUGCGGACUCUAAAUUAAAUGUUUUUUUCUGCCAAAUCUGAAGAUGAGAGCGCUUGUGUAAAUAUUGUGGUGAAGGUUUUUGUCCAUUGCAUUUACAACAAGCAUUAGGUUUUAAGUUUUUCAA
Corylus avellana is the source of this 1166-nucleotide messenger RNA. Its product is annotated as Translin family protein. NCBI's taxonomy places the organism in Eukaryota, Viridiplantae, Streptophyta, Magnoliopsida, Fagales, Betulaceae. Gene Ontology annotation, molecular function: single-stranded DNA binding; RNA binding; sequence-specific DNA binding. The record is from RefSeq and is a predicted model, not a curated record. Gene Ontology annotation, biological process: RNA metabolic process.